Molecule: messenger RNA, 3142 nt
Organism: Hordeum vulgare subsp. vulgare (domesticated barley)
Lineage: Eukaryota; Viridiplantae; Streptophyta; Magnoliopsida; Poales; Poaceae
Exons: 8
Coding region: 442-2451 (669 amino acids)
Source: RefSeq, a predicted model, not a curated record
GGGUGUCGUGGUUUCCGUUGUGGUGAGGGCUGCGUCGCCACGCUCCCACGAUUCUGAAACCUCUCUCUCCCCACAUCACCGGUCAGUUGUUGCGGGGCUCGUCCUCGUCGUCACCUUCCUUUCGGGUUUCAGCAUCCAGAUCCAGGUCGACCUGGUUUUCUUCAGAGAGGGAAGGUGAUUGAUUUUCUCCCUCUCUAUCUGCAUCGCACAAAUGCCUCGAUCCAGUAUGCAUUGAUUGGUCCAGAGAUGGAAGGCAUUUGAUUUUCUUCAGGGAGGGAAGGUGAUUGAUCCAGUAUAUAUGGACUGAUUGAUGAUGAAAUAGAUUCUUUCCUUCUUGGUGGGUCUUAAUCUAGAUCGGCAUGGGCAAUACGAGCCCGAACUAGAUUUUCAGAUUAGUCGGUUCUCGCUGCCAUUGCCAUCGGAGAUUCGGAGUCAUCGUGAAUGGGCAGGUCGGGCUUCAGUAGGAAGCGCAAGGAGAGGAAAGCGGGGAGCAGCCGCGGCCAUGAACCAGACGACAAGGGUCUCAGGCACCGCGCGUCGCCGGCGAGGAUCAUGAAGCUGUACCCGCACCUCACCGCCGGGCAGCGGGAGAUGAUAGAGGGCGCCGGCUUCGGGGGUCUGCUGAGGCUCCAAUGCCCCACCGUCCCCGCCAGGCUCUCCACCUGGCUCCUUCGGCGGUUCGACACCGAGACCUCCGAGCUGGUCAUUCCCGGCCGGGGCAGGAUCCCCGUCACCGUCGACAGCGUGCACCGGGUGCUCGGCAUCCCGAACCGCGGCCGCGACGUCGUGUACGGGCUGGACGACGAGAGCAUCGCCUCCGUGCUGGACAAGCACGGCGUCGACAGUCCACCCUCCAUGGCGAGCUUGGAGAAGUCCAUCCAGCUGAUGAAGUCGGCGGACGAGCACUUCCUCCGGACUUUCAUAAUGCUCGUGCUCUCAUCCUUCCUCUGCCCGACCAGCAGCCUGAAGGUCAGCCCCCGGUGCUUCCCUGCGCUGGUGAACAUUGGGUCCAUCAAGGAGCUCAACUGGUGCAAAUUCGUUGUGGAGCAGCUGGAGAAGGGCGUUUCUUCCCUUGGCAAGAAGAACAGCGCAGGGGGCUGCCUUUUCUAUCUUGUGAUUCUGUACCUAGACUCGCUCGAUGUCCGUGGCAUGGAAAUACCUGACGGCACGCCGAGAGUAUCUGCGUGGGACAGGAAGCUGAUGGAUAAAGUCAUCGAGAUGGACAUGAAGAACAAUGGUUCUUUUGGAAAAUGCUUUUUGAAAAAGGAAGCACCUCGUCAGAUCAAUUCCAGGGGCGCGUCAAGUUCAAGUGCGUCUGUCUCUGUCCUGCUUGGAGACGUCUCGGCAAUAGCAAAUUUUGUGUCAUCAAAUGUCCUACCGGAGUACUGUCCACAGAAGAAGGAAGUCUUAUGCAAGGCUGCUGGUACUCUUUGUGCAAGUAUCACAGAUGCGCUCGCCAAGUUCAUGCGUGAAGUAUCUGGACUUGAAGGCUGUAGCAGAGAAGCCAGCAAAAACAGCACUGAACUUGCAGUGAGAGAAGAUAACAAUGUGGACAAUGAUUGUGACAAUAUGGAUGUCGACUUGCUCCCAGAUGAUACUUCAGAGCUGGCAACUAAGGACAUGGAAGACACGUCAGUCGACGAGCAUGAAGAUGAAAGUUCCGGGGAUGGUGAGGAAGAUGUUUCAAUCAGUAGAGACUCUGAAGAUGAUCCUGACUGGGGAGGCAACAGAGUCAUGCAGAUUUAUUCUCAACGGAAAAGAGUGACACGGAAUAGCAGCAAUAGCAAAGAGCCUGGAGAUGGAAAAGAUAAACCUCGAGAUGUAACGACCAAUUGUUCAGGAAAUGAUGAUUCCAAUAUUCCAGACGGAAACAAGGAUAGAGUAAACCAAUGCAGCGAAGAACAUGAAAAUGUCGCAAAACCAAGAUCGCCUAAUGUUCAUGAGGAUGUGAUGCUACCAACUUUAGCUGUGUCACAGACAACGGGAGAACCUGGAGAUGUAACAACCAACGUUCCAGGAAAAAAUGCUUCGGAUAUUCUAGAGGGAGAUCAAGGCAGAGUGAAUCGGUGCAGUGAAGAAGAACAUGUAAAUGUCGCAAAACUAACUCCGUCCAGCGGUGAUGUGGAUAUGGUGGUACCAAUUUCAGCUGUGUCACUGCCAAGUACUCCUAGCAUGCAACAGAAAAACACCAGAAAGGAGUGUUCCGAUGAGGAUAAGAUGACGAUCCAGCCUUCCAGCAUGCUGUUGGGCGCAUCAUCUACGAUGGCGUUGUAUGAUAAUGGGACCCCUUCAAAGGAAGACAAGAACAUGGACAUGACUCCUGCUAUCAACUUUGUUGAAGGAACUCCCCUUGUUGAUUUGAGUACUCCGGAAAAUUCAGACAGCGAGUGCACAGUUAUAAGGACCGUAAAAAAACGUUCUCCUGUCGAUGGCCCUCAAAGGCCCUCGUGAUUUACAGCUCAGUGGCUGAGAUGCUGAUGAAGAAAAAUGAAGCAUUUGCAUUGGCAACUUCGGUUCCAUGUGCAGUAGAGUGCAGCCUCUCUUCCUAAAUGCAAGACGUUUUCCCAGUUCAAUUUGAACUGCAAAAUGUUGGAAUAGAGAAAACUGCAACAAGGGGCACCCAAUCUACUGUCGGGAACGAUGAAAAGUGCCCGAGAAUCCAUCAUUUUUCAUUUCAGCACCGCGUAGAUGCCUAGCUGGGGCCGUAAACUAUUAAGCUAUUAAGCUAUGUAUCCCCUGUUUACCUGCUGGCUUCUACUCCCUCCGUUCUUAAAUAUAAGUCUUUUUAGAGAUUUUACUAGGAGACUACAUACGGAGCAAAAUGAGUGAAUCUACACUCUAAAAUAUGUCUAUAUACAUCCGUAUGUAGUCUUUUAAUGAAACAUCUAAAAAGAAUUAUGGAGUAUUUAGGAACGGAGCGAGUAGUUUGGUGGCAUGGAUGACCUGCAUGGUUUUUACUGUGGUGGCAUGUCAACAUUUUCACGUCUCCUGGCCGGAGGACCCCAACAGCGAGGAGGCAAAAUAGUCACGAUUUCUGACGAAUCAUCAAUCUACAAUGUCUCCUAAGUCUCAAACUGGAAUGUUUCUUCCAUGGGCAGCAGCAUGUUUGUGAGAGCAAGUUCAACUGAAAGACCCAAACGAA